AUGGAGGCUGCUUUACCACAUUUUCAUCGGCUUACGACGUCACGUUUCUAUCAACAAUAUGCUGCUCCUCCUGUCCGUAUUUCAAGUAACUAUCUCCACGAACUUCUGCCGCAGCAACAUCCUAGCCUCCUUCAACAGUAUUUGGCAUACUACAAUGAGCCUCUGGUGCCUCUGGACUUAUCCCUUAAAACAACAUCUCCCAUCACACCGCCCUGUACUCCACCGCCUUCGCUGAAACGGAAAUCAACCGACGAACAAAAGCGAUCACCGAAAAUAUUUAGACACUUCGAAGAGGACGAUUCAAAGGAUCAUGCCGAUGACAAAUCCCAGAAAAGGCGGUGUGACGAUGAAGACUCCAACGACAGCGACAGUCCCGAGGCUAAGAAAUUGAAAUUCACGAAACAGUUCUUUGAAGAGCUACGCACGUGCCUGCCCACCGAACCGGAAGCCUCUUCCAAGAGCGACGGGAGUUCCCCGGACAUAGUUGAGAUAAGAGAUGUAGAGGAACGACCGAAGAAGUCUCCGAAACCACCACAGCCGAUGAAGAAGAGCAAAGCGGUCAGACGACUGAUGUUCGAUGAAGACAAAACUUCCCCGGUAUCCGGAACGAUUAUCCGUGAUCUCGCUGAAGAUGAAACGCUCGUUGUACGGAAGGGCGACAUAGACCCAGCGUUCAACGUUGUGGAAGUAACGGAGGAGGCGAAGGCCCUCAUCGCCACCAUAGAGAACCGCCUCGGUCGCUACAUAUGCAGGCUGUGCCGUCGACUGUACAGCGACGCGUUCGCCCUCGCCCAGCAUCGCUGUUCCAGGAUCGUUCACAUCGAAUAUCGCUGUCCGGAAUGCGACAAGGUAUUCAACUGCCCCGCAAACUUAGCGUCACAUCGCCGUUGGCACAAGCCACGGGUGCCCGGUACCAGCAAACGUCGGGAGCCGCCGGCGACGGAGGCCGGCCGAUUCCCUUGCCAACGCUGCGGCAAGCUUUUCAGGAGGCAGGCUUACUUGAGGAAGCAUCUGCUUGCCCACGAGCAUGAGCAAGACACGGAGGUGGAGAAGGAACCAUCGGCGUUCCGCCAGGUCCAUCCAGACUACUCCUCCUAUCAGCCGGAGGCGUGUCGUGACGGCGACUAUAGCUCCUUCUGGAGCAAGAUUCCGCCGCCGCAGCAUGAAGUCUCGUGGGAGGAGGCGCGCGGCCGCUGCCCCUCGCCCUGCUCCUCAGAAGACUCGAGGAGCCUCGACGUCACGGGCUCCGAAGACGAGGGCGUCGAGGAUGGC
Molecule: messenger RNA, 1272 nt
Organism: Iphiclides podalirius (scarce swallowtail)
Lineage: Eukaryota; Metazoa; Arthropoda; Insecta; Lepidoptera; Papilionidae
Source: the annotation of a GenBank genome assembly